UCUCUCUCGUAGCUUCGGCAUCACGAUAAGAGAUAUUCCCUUGUGCCCUCGUCUCGUGUUGUCAAAUAGGCCCCCAAUUUUCCUUAAUUUCCGGCAUUUAGAAGGAAAAAAAUAAAUUAUCAAAACCAUCGAUCACUUCAAAAAUAAUUAGAAAAACAGUAAAUAUACUUGCAGGAACAGCUAAGGUGAGGGAAGAGAAAGUAGGGAGAGAGAGCGAUGGAAAACGAGAGGGAAAGAAAAAGCCAGUACACAGAAACUACAGAGUACAGACAGAUGUUGUAUAGAUAUUUACAGAAAUAGAAGAACAAGAAGAAGAAAAUAAGAACAACUCAACCCUGCUCUCUUCACUCUUUUACUAGGCUCUUUCUACUCAAACGCUUAAGGCAACCACAACUAACUCUUCUAUUUCCCGGAUUUUUUCCCUUCUUUGUGAUUUUGUAGUGAUCUCAGAAUCGGAUGGUAUAUCCGAUCGUCGGUGGCAAUCGGCGAUGCUCGUCGGUGGCGGUGCUGGUGGAGGAGGGUGGCGGAGCAGCUGGGGAGUUCUUUAGUGAGUCGGUGGUAGUUGAGAGGAGUUCAGGAGGUGGAGGAUGAAGAAAGGAAAGAGUAAAAACAAUGGCUUGUUGCCGAAUUCCUUGAGGAUCAUCUCUUCUUGCCUCAAAACUGUUUCUACUAAUGCUAGCACCGUUGCUUCCACGGUUAGGUCUGCUGGCGCGUCGGUUGCUGCUUCGAUUUCAACUUCUAGUGAGGAUGACAAAGAUCAGGUAACCUGGGCUGGCUUUGACAGGUUGGAGCUAGGUCCAUCCGUCUUCAAGCAUGUUCUCUUACUUGGUUAUCAGAAUGGUUUUCAAGUCUUUGAUGUGGAGGAUGCUUCUAAUUUUGCUGAACUGGUUUCGAAGCGUGAUGGUCCAGUUUCAUUUUUACAGAUGCAGCCUAUCCCUACAAAGUCUGAUAGCCGUGAAGGAUUCAGAUUAUCGCAUCCUUUACUACUGGUAGUUGCAGGAGAUGAUUCUAACAAUUUGAAUGUGGGUCAAAAUCAUGGUCAUCUAGGUGGGCUAGGGAGAGAGAAUAAUACUGAGUCUCAAUCCGGAAACUAUAUUAAUUCUCCAACAUCUGUUAGGUUUUACUCCCUUCGUUCUCACUGUUAUGUGCAUGUUCUGAGAUUUCGCUCAGCCGUGCGUAUGGUUCGAUGCAGUCCUCGCAUUGUUGCUGUGGGCCUUGCAACUCAAAUAUAUUGCUUUGAUGCUCUCACUCUUGAGAGUAAAUUCAGUGUUCUUACCUAUCCUGUUCCCCAGUUAGCUGGACAAGGAACAGUAGGAGUCAAUCUAGGUUAUGGUCCGAUGGCUGUGGGUCCAAGGUGGUUAGCUUAUGCUUCGAACAAUCCACUAGUGUCAAACAACACUCGCUUAAGUCCACAAAAUCUUACUCCAUCUGGUGUCAGUCCAUCAACAUCACCGGGUGGUAGUAGUCUGGUUGCUCGUUAUGCAAUGGAAUCUAGCAAACAGCUGGCUACUGGAAUAAUCAACCUUGGUGACAUGGGAUACAGAACAUUGUCCAAAUACUAUCAAGAGCUGCUUCCUGAUGGGUCUAAUUCUCCAGUUUCAUCAAAUUCUGGUUGGAAAGUUGGUAGGCUUGCAGGAUCAGAUAUGGAUAAUGCAGGGAUGGUUGUAGUCAAGGAUUUUGUAUCCCGAGCUGUUAUAUCACAAUUUAAAGCUCACACCAGUCCGAUAUCUGCACUAUGUUUUGACCCUAGUAUGACUUUGCUUGUUACUGCUUCGAUUUAUGGGAAUAACAUAAAUAUCUUCCGUAUUAUGCCAUCCUGUUCUCGGAAUGGAUCAGGUGUUCAAAUCUACGACUGGAACUCUUCUCAUGUGCAUCUUUACAAGCUACAUCGUGGAAUAACAUCAGCUAUGAUUCAGGACAUAUGCUUUAGUCACUAUAGUCAGUGGAUUGCAAUUGUUUCAUCCAAGGGGACUUGCCAUGUCUUCACUUUAUCUCCUUUUGGUGGUGAGUCUGGGUUUCAAUCUCUUAAUUCUAUGGGUGAGGAGCCCUCCCUGUAUCCAAUUUUGUCUCUACCUUGGUGGUCCACUUCAUCUUGCAUGAUCAAUCAGCAUUCUUCUCCACCCCCAUCACCUGUCUCACUUUCUGUGGUGAGCAGAAUAAAAUAUAGUAGUUUUGGGUGGCUUAAUACAGUUGGCAAUGCCACUGGCUCGGCCGCAGGAAAGGUUUUUGUGCCAUCUGGUGCAGUUGCUGCCAUUUUCCAUAAUUCCAUAUCUCAAAGCACUCAGCGCACUAACUCAAGGGCCAAUUCCUUGGAGCAUUUGUUAGUUUACACUCCGUCAGGUCAUGUCGUUCAGCAUGAGCUUCUUCCAUCUAUUAGACCAGAACCGGGUGAAAGUGGUUCAAGAACCCGGCUAGCUUCAUUUGUGCAUAUACAAGAUGAUGACUUAAAGGUCAAAGUUGAACCAGUUCAAUGGUGGGAUGUAUGUAGAAGAUCAGAUUGGUCAGAAAGAGAGGAAUGCAUUUUUGGGAAUACCAGUGGACAGGACGUUGCUGAAAUAAUUCAAAAAACCCUAGUUUCUAAGGAUAAUUUUAACAUGAAAUUUCUGGACAUCAAUGAUGAUGUCAGUGAAAAGAAAGAAGCAAAAACUUGUUCUGUAAAACCUCAUGAGAGAUCCCACUGGUAUCUUUCUAAUGCAGAGGUGCACAUGAACUCUCUGAGGUUACCGAUAUGGCAAAAAUCUAAGAUUUGCUUCUAUGUGAUGGAUUCUCCAAGAGUUUAUAGUUAUGGUGAUGGAGAGUUUGAAAUUGAAAAGAUUCCCAUCCAUGAAGUUGAAUUAAAGCAAAAGGAAUUAUUGCCAGUUUUUGAUCAUUUUCAUAGCAUCAAAUCAGGAUGGAAUGACAGAGGCCUCACUGUGGCAAGAUACAAACAUUCACCAUCAUCAGAGCCCCAUCAAGUUGAAGGCAAGAUCAUGCAGGAGACUGUUAUUUGUCACUCAAAGCCAGCAUCGCUUAGCUCAACUGAAAGUUCAGAAUGUGGUUCAUCAAGAAGAAUUGAGCAUCUGCUAGAUUUGGAUCCAAUAAAUUGUGAGAAAUCUUACAUUCCCACUUGUCAGAAUCUGAAUGACUGCAACCAGGAAAGAAAAGGUGGUAUUAUUAUCAAGUCUGGCACACAGAAUAAGAAUUCCUUAGCCAUUGUAUCUCUUCCACCUGAACUCCCAAAAAAUGUAGAUGCUCACGUUAUCAAUUGUGUUGAAAAUGGUUUGUCUUUGUCAGAAAAUUACUUGCCUCCUGCAGGAAGAAUAUCUGUUGGAGAAGCUCCAAUUUUGAACAUGAAUGGGAAUGGUGAUCUUUCAGUAUUAAAUUCUGAUGGUUAUGAUUCACAUAUGAAUAUCCUUGUGGGAGGGUCCACUAUCCCAACAGGGAAGCCAUUAGAUUUUGAGCUGUCUUUUCAGGAGGGGCAAUAUAAGGCAUUGGACCUUGAUGAAUGCCACAGGUCAACUGAGGUCAUAACUGAUGAUGUCGACAGCAGCGGCAGCCACUGUGAAAAGGAAAAGCCUGAAGAGGAUGGGGAGAGUGAUGAAUUUCUUGGUGGCAUGUUUGCAUUUUCUGAAGAAGGUUGAUCUCAACUCCUGUACUAAGUGAAAGUUCCAAGUGGUGACUUUUGCGUGUCGCUACAACUAAAGCUUGGUGUUAUUUCAUUGAAGACGUUACCUAUUGACGAUGAAAGUAAAGUGAUGGUGUGAAUAAGAGGGGUGGCAAUUCAAACUACGAUAUUUGCCGUUGUAUUUAAUCUUCUCUCUCACUCUGUGGUGUACAUUCUGUAGAUGAAAAUUAUUAAAUUCGUGGAGGGUGCUAACAGGUGAAGUAUAAACGUAGGACUAGAUGUGGAUUUGCUUUCCGUAUCUUCUGUUAAUCCUCUGUACAGAUGUGUGAACAAAGUUCUCUGCAAGCUGUACAACUGUAUAUAGUUUUUUAAUUUAUUAUCAUUAUUAUGCCAAAAAGAAAAGGAAUGCAAUGGAAAAGACGAAUUCAUGUGUUGGCCAUAAA
Messenger RNA from Hevea brasiliensis (rubber tree), 4047 nucleotides. Its product is annotated as autophagy-related protein 18g. Gene Ontology annotation, biological process: autophagy; response to starvation. The record is from RefSeq and is a predicted model, not a curated record. Gene Ontology annotation, cellular component: cytoplasm. Bases 588 to 3620 code for a protein of 1010 amino acids. The transcript is spliced from 9 exons. Lineage: Eukaryota; Viridiplantae; Streptophyta; Magnoliopsida; Malpighiales; Euphorbiaceae. Gene Ontology annotation, molecular function: protein binding.